Eutrema salsugineum is the source of this 3065-nucleotide messenger RNA. RefSeq names its product nitrate reductase [NADH], clone PBNBR1412. Gene Ontology annotation, biological process: nitric oxide biosynthetic process; nitrate assimilation. The record is from RefSeq and is a predicted model, not a curated record. The transcript is spliced from 4 exons. NCBI's taxonomy places the organism in Eukaryota, Viridiplantae, Streptophyta, Magnoliopsida, Brassicales, Brassicaceae. Bases 120 to 2870 code for a protein of 916 amino acids. Gene Ontology annotation, molecular function: molybdopterin cofactor binding; heme binding; nitrate reductase (NADPH) activity.
UCAUAAACGAAAAGAAGAAAAAACCAAAAAAAAAAAAGCUCUCUUAAAGAGAAGAGCAGAGAAAAGAAAUUCAAUCACACUUCUCUCCUCUCUUUCGUCACCGAUUCAAUAUCUUUUCCAUGGCGACCUCCGUCGAUAACCGCCAUUACCCCCGCCUCAACCCCGCCAUGAACGGCGGCGGCGUCGUUCGCUCCUUCAAGCCUCCUCCCGUUCCUUCUCGCUCAUUCGACCGCCACCAGAGUGUCGGCGCUCUAACCGAAAAACUCGUCGUCAGAGAAAACGAAAACACCACCGUCGAGGAAGAAGACCGUUACGAUUCCAGCGACGACGAGGACGAGAGCCACAACCGUAACGUCGCCUACUACAAGGAGAUGGUUCGCAAAUCCAACAUCGAUUUAGAGCCGUCGAUUCUAGAUUCGAGAGACGAAUCAACGGCUGAUAACUGGAUCCAGCGUAACUCCUCUAUGGUCCGUCUCACCGGAAAACACCCAUUCAACGCCGAACCGCCUCUCCCUCGCCUUAUGCACCACGGAUUCAUCACUCCCGUCCCUCUCCAUUACGUCCGAAACCACGGCUCUGUCCCCAAAGCCGAUUGGUCAGAUUGGACCAUCGAAAUCACCGGACUCGUCAAGCGCCCGGUGAAAUUCACCAUGGAGCAGCUAAUCUCCGAGUUUCCCAGCCGCGAAUUCCCAGUCACACUCGUCUGCGCCGGGAAUCGCCGGAAGGAACAGAACAUGGUGAAGCAGACUAUCGGAUUCAACUGGGGAUCCGCCGGAGUAUCCACUUCCCUCUGGAAAGGCGUUCCGCUCAGUGAAAUCCUCCGCCGAUGCGGAAUCUACAGCAGAAGAGGCGGCGCGCUCAACGUCUGCUUCGAAGGAGCGGAGGAUCUUCCCGGAGGCGGCGGAUCUAAAUACGGAACAAGCAUUAAGAAGGAGAUGGCCAUGGAUCCCGCGAGAGACAUCAUAUUAGCGUAUAUGCAGAACGGAGAGCUUCUGACGCCGGAUCAUGGGUUUCCGGUUCGGAUCAUCGUACCCGGUUUCAUCGGCGGGCGGAUGGUGAAAUGGUUAAAGCGAAUCAUCGUCACGCCUCAAGAAUCUGACAGUUACUACCACUACAAAGACAACCGAGUCCUCCCUUCUCUCGUCGAUGCUGAGCUGGCAAAUGCAGAAGCUUGGUGGUAUAAGCCAGAAUAUAUAAUCAACGAGCUUAAUAUAAACUCGGUGAUAACGACACCUGGUCACGAGGAGAUCUUGCCUAUUAAUGCUUUCACUACUCAGAAGCCAUACACAUUAAGAGGCUAUGCUUAUUCUGGAGGAGGUAAGAAGGUAACGAGAGUAGAGGUGACGCUAGAUGGAGGAGACACGUGGAGUGUGUGUGAGCUUGACCACCAAGAGAAGCCGAACAAGUAUGGCAAGUUCUGGUGCUGGUGUUUCUGGUCACUUGACGUCGAGGUUCUUGAUCUCCUUAGUGCCAAAGACAUCGCGGUUCGAGCCUGGGACGAGUCUUUCAACACCCAGCCUGAUAAACUCAUCUGGAAUCUCAUGGGAAUGAUGAACAACUGUUGGUUCAGGGUGAGGACCAACGUGUGCAAGCCUCACAAAGGAGAGAUAGGGGUCAUUUUCGAACACCCGACCCGACCCGGAAACCAAUCGGGUGGGUGGAUGGCAAAGGAACGCCAGCUUGAGAUAUCCUCCGAAUCAAACCAUACUCUGAAGAAAUCGGUCUCAUCUCCAUUCAUGAACACUACCUCGAAGAUGUUUUCAAUCUCCGAAGUUAGAAAACACAACUCCCUCGAAUCCGCGUGGAUCAUCGUCCACGGUCACAUCUACGACUGUACACGUUUCUUGAAAGAACAUCCAGGAGGCUCGGACUCGAUCCUCAUCAACGCAGGCACCGAUUGCACCGAAGAGUUUGAAGCCAUUCACUCAGACAAAGCCAAGAAGCUUCUAGAAGAUUACAGGAUCGGUGAACUCAUCACCACUGGCUACGACUCUUCACCUAAUGUUUCGGUCCACGGUGGCUCAAACGUAGCUUCUUUGCUAGCUCCAAUCAAAGAGCUAGCUCUUUCAAAGAACAUCGCUUUGGUCAACCCACGAGAGAAAGUCCCAGUCACACUCAUCGAGAAGACUUCCAUCUCUCACGACGUUCGUAGGUUCAGAUUCGCAUUACCAUCAGAAGAUCAGCAGCUUGGUUUACCCGUGGGGAAACACAUUUUCCUCUGCGCCAACAUAAACGACAAGCUCUGUCUCAGAGCCUAUACUCCAACCAGCACGGUCGACGCCAUUGGACAUAUCGACCUGGUCGUCAAGAUUUACUUCAAAGACGUUCAUCCGAGAUUCCCCAACGGAGGAACCAUGUCGCAGCACUUGGACUCGUUACCCAUCGGGUCGGUUCUAGACAUCAAGGGUCCAUUAGGACAUAUCGAGUACAAAGGCAAAGGAAACUUCAUGGUCAACGGCAAACCCAAGUUUGCCAAGAAACUAGCCAUGCUUGCUGGAGGAACAGGCAUUACUCCGAUUUACCAAGUCAUUCAAUCGAUACUGAGUGAUCCAGAGGACGAAACCGAGAUGUUUGUGGUUUACGCAAACCGAACCGAGGAUGACAUACUUGUCAGAGAAGAGCUAGAAGGAUGGGCUAGUAAGCAUGAGGACAGGCUAAAGGUUUGGUAUGUCGUUGAGAUCGCAAAAGAAGGCUGGAAUUACAGCACCGGCUUUAUUACCGAAGCUGUGCUUAGAGAACAUAUCCCUGAAGGUUUAGAAGGAGAAUCGCUCGCGCUCGCGUGUGGACCACCGCCUAUGAUCCAGUUUGCGUUGCAGCCUAAUCUAGAGAAGAUGGGUUACAACGUUAAGGAAGAUCUCUUGAUCUUCUAAGAUUUACGUGUAAGAUUAUAUGCAUUGGAAAAUCCGAAAGUCAAUAACAAGUACCGCUUAUGUAAAAAAAUGGUAAUUUGGGUGCUUGUUAGAGUUUUUUUUUCUUUUCCAAAUGUAUAUGUAUAAAUGUGUUUAUGAUUUAUGUUAUUGUUGAUGAUGAUGAUGAAAGCAUGUAACUUAAACUUUUACCGUCUU